Molecule: messenger RNA, 6929 nt
Organism: Pelobates fuscus (common spadefoot toad)
Lineage: Eukaryota; Metazoa; Chordata; Amphibia; Anura; Pelobatidae
Gene: ERC2
Product: ELKS/RAB6-interacting/CAST family member 2
Exons: 22
Coding region: 165-3272 (1035 amino acids)
Biological process (GO): regulation of synaptic plasticity; maintenance of presynaptic active zone structure; neuromuscular synaptic transmission
Cellular component (GO): cytoskeleton of presynaptic active zone
Molecular function (GO): structural constituent of presynaptic active zone
Source: RefSeq, a predicted model, not a curated record
UCAUGGGGGCUGUCAGCUCCGGACUGGGGGGAGACUGAAUGAGGGAGACAAGGGGAACAGCGCUGACACAAGCUCCAUCCAGAGCCCCCAAUCCUGCCCAGAGCACCGCAGCCAUGGAGCCAGGCCCUGACAGAUAUGCACCUGGUAUGGCGAAAUGACGCCUAAUGAAAGAAGACAAUGAAGCCACCUGUAGCAGUCUGAGUCUUCAAAGCGUAAAACAUUAUUUGGAAAUACUAUUACAGUGCCCUUGCCUGGUGCCACAUUACAGCCCAGCCAUGUACGGAAGCGCUCGUACAAUCACUAAUCUGGAAGGCAGUCCUUCCAGAUCACCUCGUUUGCCAAGAUCUCCACGUCUGGGCCACAGACGAACAAGCAGUGGUGGAGGAGGAGGAGGAGGAGCGGGUAAGACCUUGUCAAUGGAGAAUAUCCAGUCACUUAAUGCGGCCUAUGCAACUUCUGGACCCAUGUACCUGAGUGAUCACGAGGGAGUAGCUUCUACAACAUACCCAAAAGGCACCAUGACUCUUGGAAGAGCUACUAACCGAGCGAUGUACGGUGGGAGAGUCACAGCCAUGGGCAGCAGUCCAAAUAUUGCUUCAGCUGGCCUAUCACAUACUGACGUCCUAUCUUACACCGAUCAUGUAGGCUUAACCAGUGCUUCUCAUCACCAUCACCAUCAUCAAGUUCCUUCUAUGCUAAGGCAAGUGAGAGAUAGCACCAUGCUUGAUCUUCAAGUGCAACUGAAAGACCUGCAAAGAGAAAAUGAGCUUCUGAGAAAAGAACUGGAUAUUAAGGACAGCAAGUUGGGUUCUUCCAUGAAUAGCAUCAAAACGUUUUGGAGCCCAGAACUGAAGAAAGAAAGAGUGCUUCGGAAGGAGGAAGCUGCUAGGAUGUCUGUUUUGAAGGAACAGAUGAGAGUGUCUCAUGAAGAAAAUCAGCUUUUGGAUUCAAGGAAAACCAAGCAUCUACAGUUAACUAUCCAAGCUCUCCAAGAUGAGUUGAGAACUCAGAGGGACCUUAAUCAUCUUCUACAACAGGAAAGUGGGAACCGGGGGGCCGAACACUUCACCAUUGAGCUCACUGAGGAGAAUUUCAGAAGACUUCAGGCUGAACACGACAGACAGGCCAAAGAACUAUUCCUACUCCGAAAAACUCUAGAAGAAAUGGAACUGAGAAUUGAAACACAAAAACAGACCCUAAGUGCCCGAGACGAGUCAAUUAAAAAGCUUCUUGAAAUGUUACAAAGUAAAGGGUUGCCAUCGAAAACCAUGGAAGAAGAAAAUGAGAAAACUAGACGUAUGGUAGAAGCAGAGUCGCAGCUUAAUCAUUUGGAAGUGCUUUUAGACCAGAAGGAUAAAGAAAACAUUCACCUGAGGGAGGAACUACACAGACGGAACCAACUGCAGCCAGAAUCUGCCAAGACAAAAGCUCUCCAGACAGUCAUCGAGAUGAAGCGAUCACCAUCUUUGUGUUUUGAUCCAGAUUUUAUAUGGCAGGAUACCAAAAUAGCAUCACUUGAACGAAACAUCCGAGAUCUUGAAGAUGAAAUCCAGAUGAUCAAAACAAAUGGGGUUCUCAGCACCGAAGAUCGAGACGAAGAAUUAAAACAAAUGGAAGUUUACAAGAGUCAUUCAAAGUUCAUGAAAAGCAAGAUUGACCAACUGAAGCAAGAGCUGUCAAAAAAGGAAUCUGAACUCCUUGCCUUACAAACCAAGCUGGAGACACUUGGCAAUCAGAAUUCAGAUUGUAAGCAACACAUUGAAGUGCUUAAGGAAUCACUUACUGCCAAAGAACAGAGGGCUGCAAUCCUUCAGACUGAGGUGGAUGCGUUAAGGCUGAGACUGGAAGAAAAAGAAUCAUUCCUCAAUAAAAAAACCAAACAACUUCAGGAUCUAACAGAGGAAAAAGGGACCCUUGCAGGAGAGAUCAGAGAUAUGAAAGAUAUGCUUGAAGUCAAAGAAAGGAAAAUUAACGUUCUACAGAAAAAGAUUGAAAAUCUUCAGGAACAGCUCAGAGACAAGGACAAACAGCUCGGAAAUCUUAAAGACCGGGUGAAAUCUUUACAGACAGAUUCAAGUAAUACGGACACAGCAUUGGCGACUCUAGAAGAGGCUCUGUCUGAAAAGGAGAGAAUAAUUGAACGUUUGAAAGAACAAAGGGAAAGGGAUGAUCGUGAAAGAUUGGAAGAGAUCGAAAAUUACAAAAAGGAAAAUAAAGAUCUGAAAGAUAAAGUCAACGCUUUGCAGGCUGAGCUGACUGAAAAAGAGUCAAGUUUGAUUGACAUGAAAGAACAUGCGUCAUCAUUAGCUUCAUCAGGAAUGAAAAGAGACUCAAAAUUAAAAUCUCUGGAAAUGGCAAUUGAACAAAAAAAAGAGGAGUGCAACAAGUUAGAAGCACAGCUGAAAAAGCAAGCGGAGCAAUUGUUCAAUCAGAUGUACAACCCUACACCUGUUAGGAGUAAUGAAGCACAGGGGGCCCAUGAAGCCGAAGAAGAUGCCAGGUUAAACCCAGAGCUUACAGACAGAUUAAAACAGUUGGACAAAGAUGUCUCCUAUUACCGUGAGGAGUGCGCAAAAGCCCAGGCAGAAGUGGACAGGCUUCUACAAAUUCUGAAGGAGGUCGAAAAUGAGAAAAAUGAUAAGGACAAGCAAAUUGCUGAACUGGAAAGGCUCAUGAAAGAUCAGAGCAAGAAAGUUGCCAGUCUGAAGCACAAUCAACAACUUGAGAAGAAAAAGAACGCACAGCUUAUCGAAGACGCUCGUAGAAGAGACGACAACAUUCCUGACAAUUCUCAGUAUAUGCAGAUGGAAGACCUUGUAGCUGCUCUUGAAAAGACCAAACAAGAACUGGAUUCCACCAAAGGACGACUUUCCUCAACUCAACAAACACUCGCUGACAAGGAAGCACAUUUGACCAACUUGAGAAUGGAGCAUCGAAAACAGCUGAAGGAAAUACUCGACAUGAAACAAGAAGCGCUUCUGGCUGCAAUCAGUGAAAAGGAUGCUAACAUUGCCUUGCUAGAAAUAUCUGGCUCAAAGAAAAAGAAAUCUCAAGAAGAUAUUAUUGCUCUGAAACGAGAGAAGGACCGACUCGUCUACCAGUUAAAGCAACAGACACAGAACAGGAUGAAACUAAUGGCAGAUAACCUUGAAGAUGACCAUCAUCAUCAUCACCACCAUCACCACCACCAUCACCGAUUUCCUGGGAGAAUGCAACAAUCUAACCACAGACCCUCUCCUGACCAGGACGAUGAGGAGGGAAUAUGGGCUUAACAACACCUGAAAACCAAAGUUCCAGUUUUAUUUUGAGGGAUGAUCCCGUCUCUGCUGGAGGUACACAACCAUGACAAGAUCUCAUGCUAUACAUUGACCACAUAUCCCACCUUUGCCUAGAGUCUGAAUCCCCACAGCUUCAAUAUUUACCGAGCUAGUUAGGGAAAAAGGAAAAAAAAAAAAAAAAAAGAGGAGAUGAAAGACAUCUGAAAAGAAAAAAAAAAAAGUAACAGAGUUUUAACACCAGAACAGUUAAAGAGCAAGAUGCAGGAGGAUAAUUCUUAUCCAAUAAAGAUCUCCGAUUAAAACUGCUGGAUUCGGGCACCUGUGACCAACACGUUAACGAGCACUUCUGCGAAAGCUACAGUAUGAUGUGAUGUACUACACAUGGCUGUCACAUGGUCCAAACACACAGGAGCCUCUUUUACAACUUAGAGCAGUAGAAAAUAAAAUCCAGGAGAUUUACAUUACAAGAUACCUUCACCAAUUCUGCCUGUAUUCUAAGCUGCCAUCUUUAACGCAUUUGAUUAUAGAAUGGUGUUUUGAAAAGUUUUUUGAUGAUGUUGUCUGUAGUCUUUCUAAACUCCUGUUCCCGGUAAAAGUCCUACUCUUUCCUUAUUUCGUAGCAUUGCUGUAAAUAGAGAUAUGCAAACUAUUCACAGUUCGUCUCCCAAAGAAAUUAAAACAUUUCCCAAAUGUUGACCAUCAUCUAAAUGGUUGUUUGAGUACUUCAAAUGUGGUCGUCACUAAACGAUUUUGAAUUAAAACAAUACGAGACUAUGCAUCAUGUAUCCAAAGAACAAUUGGUUUCCACUUUUUGAACAUGGACACAUAUCUUAUACUUUCCUAAAAUGGAGACUUUACUGUGGUCUCCCUCUAUUAUAAAGUGUGUUCCAAACCUGAACUCAACCACAGUUUUCCCACAACAAAUACAUUUUGUGUCCUGUAAAAACAGCCAGAUUUGUCCAAAUGAACUUGCGUGGAACAGUUUGCUAAUCUCUAAUUAUAAUGAGCCAAAGAUCAAAACACUAAAAAGGUUUGUAGCCAUACUGAGUCACCACAGGUGUAUUCUGUUGCCCCAUUCCCUGCAAUGUUUAACUAAAACUUACCUCUGACAUUGACCUUGAAAACCUUUAGGGAUAGACCAUCUGCUAUAAAUGGCUUGCAGGUAUCUGAAGACCUUAACGUUUUCAAUGUCAAUCCUGUGUGUGUCUAUAAAGCAAUGUUACAAUGUACUCUGGGCCAGGCUGGGACCAAUGUAAAGGCAAUAUUGACCAUUUGAGUCUUUUAACGGGAGUCAACUCCUUUGUCGCCAUUGGAGGCAUACAGUCCUAUGUCUUUAAGGGCAUUGCGUGUGUCUCCAGCAGGGAAGGGGUUAUAUUUAUAUAUAAUAAACUAUGGUGUGUUUUUCUGUUAUUGCAAAUGGAAAUGUGGUAAAUUAAAUUUUGAUAUAUACCAACAUUCACAGAGCUCAAAAAUGAACUGAAGUGUUGAUAUAAAUGUUUGCAGCAUAUGUGCUCAAAGAAACGUUCUCUCUCCAAAGAAUGUUGGUGUACAAAAUAACAUAGUAUGUGGCUUAUUACAAUAUAAGACUGUUUUAAAUGUACAUACCUAGUACCUUUAUUUUAUAUUGGUUUUUUUUUUUUUUUUUAAUGGACCUAUCUAGUAGAAAAAAAAAGUUAUUUACGUUAAUCAGUUCAGCAUAAAACCCUUUGUUUAAAGUAGAGUUUUAAAAAUUAGAUUUCAACUUCAUUUAGCCUCUCUCUUGUAUUUAGAACGCUUUAAAAUUCCCAUAAUGCAUAUGGCCUCAUCUUCCUGACUGACUGCUCAUGUGUAUUGUGUAUUGUGUAUUUUUACUCAUUGUAACAUUUCAUGACUGAUGCAAGUAGGAAAAAAAAUGGAAGGGUCGUUAAUGCCACACAAAUAAUGAGAUCCAAGACAAUGUAAAAAAACAAAACAAAAACUGCAAAAUGAAACACUGUGUAUAGAGGAGUUCUGCUGAUUAAUGUAAACAUUUUGCCUUAGAUCCACUUUAAAUGAGAAAAUAUAUAACUUUUUUAUAUUUAACUUUUAUCAGAGUUGGAUCUAGGACUACCACAUUCAACAUGUUUUCACACGCGCCAUAUUGCUACUUUGUGCUGAUGGAUAACAUAUGAAAAGUGGUGCCGUUUAAUAAGCUGCAAUGAUGGGAAAAAAAGUUGAGUUUACUUUCCUUAGGAUCCCUUUUUGAAUAAUGGAUUUCUUGCCUAAAUUAGAUGGUCCCGACAUGUUUGCUUGCAAGUACAUUAGCACAAAGAAGUCGUCAUUUGUCCAAGAGAACAUGGUAGCUCUGGCAAGCCUAACUGGACCAAAAGCAUGAAAGAAUAACAGGGAAAUUUAAAAACUUCUGUUCUACAGAGAGAUAGGGGGAUAAAGUAUGCCAAUAUGUUUACAUACCUCCUAACAUUUCAAAUGGACAGAGAGGGGCACUUUAGUUUUGGGCGUGUGGCCAGAGGCGGGCUGUUCUGAAAAAUUUAAGGUGACUUACUAAUAAUUUAAUGUAAUUUUAGUAAGAACAACUACACAAAAAAAGUAUUUAACCAGGAAAGGUACGUUCAGAUUACUCUGGUUUCUGUAUCUCAUUUAUACAGACUGAUUUCUAAACACAUUUAUUGUAAUUUAAGGACACAUUACUGUGAGUAUUAUUGCUGUGGAGCUCUUAGAAAAGAGGAACAGAGGGAUUUGGCCCAAAAUAGAUAUUGCUUUCCCAAAUAAGGACAGAUGGGAGGGACUCCACCCAUUGUACAGCGCUACGAAAUCUGAUGGUGUUCUAUAAAUAAAAUAAAAUAAUAAUAAUAAUGAUGUGUAUAAUAUUUGAUGGGCAACCAGUUACCAUGAUUAGCAGCCAUGAUGUAGAGAUACGGAUUUCCAUAUCACUCUUCACCGCCACCAAAACCUGUAUAUUAAGAAGAAUAAAAACAAAACAUACAAUUAUGUGAAAGGAACUCUCCAAGCACCAUAACAACUGCAGCUUAUUGUAGUGGUUACUGUGCUAGGAAGCUAUUGGUGAAAUGGAGAAAAAAAAAUAAAAAAAUGACGGAUUCUCAGCCCCCAAAGCCCACAGCCUCUGCUUGAGAUGCUAUAAUAAAGAAGUUUCACUCACUAUUAUUCAUCGAAAAACAUUUGUACAAGUCAUAAGCAUCUAAUUAGGAUUGCUCGGAUAUGCCUCUUUAAAUGGUAACCUUAGAACUUAUGUACAAAGUUCUAAGAGAUUUACAGGGCUAGUCACUGUGAGAAUUCAAAGUGAAUUUCAAAUUCAAGGUUCAAAUAGUCAAAACUGGAAUUAUCAUCAAAAUCAGCUUUGCUUCUGGUUUGAUAAUAUGGCCCUAAAUUUGGAAUUUACUUUCAGUUCUUUGAAAUGCUCACAUUAGUGAAAACUCCUGCACAGUAAAAGUAAACUCCAAGAAAAACGUCCGACAUCAGAAAACUAAAUUUCAGAAACAUCUAGUGUCUGCCACUCAAGAUUCAGAGGACCACCGGCUCCAGGUAGUUGACUGACAAACACAGACUUUGGAAACCAAAACCACCAGACACAGCAGUUUGCGUCUGUCCGUGUAACACUUGUUCUAUACAGAGUUUCCAAAAAGUCUAUUUCUAAGUUAAUGAAAUCUGCAGCAA